Helianthus annuus (common sunflower) is the source of this 1243-nucleotide messenger RNA. Its product is annotated as homeobox-leucine zipper protein ATHB-12. The record is from RefSeq and is a predicted model, not a curated record. Lineage: Eukaryota; Viridiplantae; Streptophyta; Magnoliopsida; Asterales; Asteraceae. The coding region runs from base 134 to 676 and encodes 180 amino acids. The transcript has 2 exons. Gene Ontology annotation, molecular function: DNA-binding transcription factor activity, RNA polymerase II-specific; sequence-specific DNA binding. Gene Ontology annotation, cellular component: nucleus. Gene Ontology annotation, biological process: positive regulation of DNA-templated transcription.
GGAAAUAUGAUUAAUGAUAAUAUCUAGUAGCUAGGGAGGUUGAAUAAUAGCACACGCCACUAGAGGCCAUUGGCUCUUAGAAUUAUUUAUUUAUUUAUAUAUCUCGAUCAACUCCCAAUUGGUAGUUGAGAAAAUGGCAGAAAACAGUAGUAGUAGUAUAGAGAGAAAGAAGAGCAAGAAGCAUAACAAUAGCAGCAGUAGGAGGUUCAGCGAUGAACAAAUAAAAUCACUAGAGUCGGUGUUCAAGAGGGAGAACAAGCUGGAACCAAGGAAGAAGGUGGAGAUGGCUAGAGAGCUGGGACUGCACCCGCGCCAGGUGGCUAUAUGGUUUCAAAACAGAAGGGCUCGCUGGAAGUCCAAACAGGUGGAGCAAGACUACUACAAUCUCAAGGCCGAUUACGACACCUUAGCUCACCGCUUCGAGUCCUUAAAGAAGGAGAAACAUGCCUUGCUCCACCAGGUAAGUCAGCUAAAAGAACUGGACAGUGGGUCUGAAAACGGAGGAGAGUUGAAGAAUGGUAACUCAAGCAGCGGACCAUUAGAAUACAUGCAGGGUGAUAAAUUAGUCUCAGAAGAAGAAGAAGAAGAAGAAGAAAGGCAUGAAAACCUUGACAUGGCUAGUCUUUUUGAUCAGUCAUGUUCAAACUGGUGGGACAUUUGGUCAUCAAACUCAUGAUCGAUAUUAUACAUAUAUAGCGUAGAGAAUUAUAUAUGUAUAUCUUAUGGGGUUUGAAUUGAAGUAGCUAGCUAGCUAGCUAGGAUACUAAUUAGAUAUAUAGGAGGAGCUAAUUAAGGAUGUAACGGCAAAGUGGUGAGCAUGUGGACGGGCUUGCUGUUUGUCUGCACUUAUAUGCAAGAUAUGUGUGCAAACUACUACUACUACUACUACUAGUGUGUCUUCACGUUCAACUCAAAAUCUCAUGUGAUUGCCAAACUCGAUCCAUCUUAUUUUUCGUUUCUUAAUGCUAUCUAACUUUUGAUCAACAAUCCUUGUUUGUUGGAAUUAGUUGUUUGAUACUAGUUUGGAUGAACCUUAUGGGUCAGGUCUGUAUAAGUUAAGUUUUAAUGAUCAUUAUGUAAUUUGUAUUAGGUUAAGAGGUUAUGGUGUAAGUAAGGAUUGUAAAUAGAGAACCGUAAGCAUGUCUCCUUUACCAAACGACACAUCGAUUAGGGCAUGUCGCCAUAUUGGCGACCAGGAUGUAAAUAGAAGGGUUAAAACCCCUAAUAAAAGUUCUCUUUUCUA